Molecule: messenger RNA, 1386 nt
Organism: Brassicogethes aeneus
Lineage: Eukaryota; Metazoa; Arthropoda; Insecta; Coleoptera; Nitidulidae
Source: the annotation of a GenBank genome assembly
AUGUCUGAUCACCCCAAAACUCCCAUUAUGCCCGCGGAGAUCCCUUCAUUGGGCCUUUUUUACCCUGACAACGGAGCCCCUGGCUUCCAGAAAUCCCAAAAAAUCGUACGCACUCCAGUCAAAGGAGAAAGACCACUAAUACAGCCGUCCAAACUGGACAAAGAAAAAGACAAAAAGCCAAAAAAGAAAAAAUCAAGCAAGUCUGGCGAUGACUCUAAUGUCACCGGAAACUCUAAAUCCUCCAUCUCGCCAAAUAUCAUAUCAAAAAUUGAUCAGCUUUACCAUUCUACCCAUGAAUCCCACCCAAGAACGGAAAACCCUGACAAAGAAUGCCUUGAAACUUAUCGUUUACAACGCGAGAAUGCUAGACUAAUAGACAUGGUGGAGAGUUUAACCGCUCAACUCUCUAAUCAAGCGGCCCAAAUAGAUUCUCUGCAGAAGCAACUCGAAUUACUAAAUGCAAAUUUCACAGCCCUGCAAAACAAAGACCACAGUAAUUCCACAAAUGCCCAUGAUUCCUCCCCAACGGGGCAAAAUCACGCUAGCAAGCGCAAAAGAACCACUCCUAGCUCUCCAGAAUCUAAGGAAGCCACAGAGCCUAUGGACAACGAACCAAUUGAGCAACAACCAUCCACUCACAACUCACCAGCUCCGGACCGGGACUUUCCAGCGCUUCCAUCUCAGAGCGGAAAAUCUUAUGAGCCCCCUGUAUCAAGGCCCCCCCCAACUACCUUCAAGCCAAAAUCAAUCACAAAUGAGCCUAGCACUGGCGAAUAUCUGCCUCCAACUCAACAAUCUAGCAAAUCUCCGGAUCCAACCCCCAUUCCGAUUAAACAGGAUAAAAUUCCACCAAUCAUCCUAAGAAAAAAAUCUAGAUGGACGAUGGUAUCCAGUGCCAUCUCCAAGUUGAACUUAAAAUUCUCUAAGGCCACUAACACACAAGACGGAGUGAAAUUUUUCCCAUGCUCAAGUGACGAUUACAGAGGCAUCACUAGAUUCCUAUCAGAAAAUGGGGAGGAAUACCAUACAUACAUGCUCCCGGAGGAAAAAACCGUGCAAGUGGUAAUCCGAGGACUUCCCCUGGAAAUUGAUAUUGCAGACAUUAAACAAGACCUGCUGGACCACCAGUACCACCCCACCAUAGUCACAAGAAUGAGAAGAGGACAAGAAAAAACGGUUAUGCCACUAGUACUAGUAAAGGUGCCCCCGGAUGAGGACAGAAUAUUCAACCUAGAAUGGAUAAGAAAUAUGUCUCACGAUUUGUGGAGCAAUUACCCCAAACUAAGGCAUACCAAAGAAUUUUUAAAAGGAAGAUCUCCCAAAUUUACGGAAAACCUUCUUAGGCGGUCCACGGAAGGGUCUGAUCACGGGCCACUGCAGUCUUAA